AUGCCACCUGAUCCCAAGUUAUAUUUACCACGAAAUGUGCCAUGGAGCGAACCUGCGUGGUAUCGUACUGGCAAAUCGGUCUACCUCAACGCAUCCCAUCGGAAAUUGAGGGAUAGUAUUCGCAAAUAUGUUGAUGAACAUAUCCUUCCCUACUCCUUGGAAUGGGAAGAAAAAGGCGAGGUUCCACGAUCAGCAGCACUGAGCUACUGUAAAUCUGGAAUUCCUUUCGACGACAUACCAGAGGAGUUUCGACCUCAGGAUGUCCCAAAACUAGCAGGAAUCCCACAGGGAGGAUUGGAUGCCUUUCACUUUCUUAUUUCAACCGACGAGAUGUCUCGUGUUGAAGGCGGAGUCUCCAUUGCCCUUGGCGGCGCGUCCACAAUCGGGUUGCCACCGGUACUCCAUUAUGGAACUCAGGAACAAAAGUCUCGUUGGUUUCCAGGACUAUUCUCAGGGAAUGUCAAUUUCUGCUUAGGUAUCACGGAGCCUGGUGGUGGUUCAGACGUGGCAAAUAUCCAAACCACGGCUGAAAAGUCUUCAGACGGCAAGUUCUACAUUGUGAACGGUGCCAAGAAGUGGAUUACAGGUGCUUCAUGGGCAACUCACAUGACUACUGCCGUACGAACCGGCGGUCCAGGUGCCAAAGGUGUUACAGUCCUCGAGAUCCCGCUCGAUAGCCCCGGAGUGUCUCGGACCAAGAUCUUCAACAGCGGACAGAACGCUGGAGGGUCUAGUUUUGUAGAUCUCGAAAAUGUCAAAGUCCCAGUCGAGAAUCGCAUCGGUCCAGAGAACGAGGGCUUUGCAAUCAUCAUGAAGAACUUCAACAGGGAAAGGUAUGCACUCGCAGUCGGGUGUAAUCGAAAGAGCCGGACCUGCCUUGCUAUGUCGUUCUCAUAUGCUAUGGAGCGCAAGACCUUUGGGAAGAGGUUGAUUGAGAAUCAAGUUAUACGGCGCAAACUUGCUGAAGUUGCACACCGCGUCGAAGCUCACUGGGCUUGGCUUGAGCAGAUUGCUUUCCAAGUCAAUUCAUCUGGUGAAGGCUGGCAGGAACCAAAUAUUGCAAGUCAGAUAGCUUUGGUCAAGAUCCAAGGCGGGCAGAUGGUGGAAUUGGCAUGCAGAGAAGCUCAGCAAAUCUUUGGGGGCGCCGGCUAUCAAAAGGGCGGCCGUGGGGCGACAGUGGAACAAAUCAGCCGCGACCUUCGGAUGCUAGUAGUUGGCGGCGGCAGCGAGGAGAUUCUUACAGAUCUUGCCCUUAGACAAGAAAUAGGGGCCUUCAGUAAGCAGGCCAAAAUGUAA
This is a messenger RNA of Fusarium musae, 1296 nucleotides long. RefSeq lists its product as uncharacterized. NCBI's taxonomy places the organism in Eukaryota, Fungi, Ascomycota, Sordariomycetes, Hypocreales, Nectriaceae. The record is from RefSeq and is a predicted model, not a curated record. Gene Ontology annotation, molecular function: oxidoreductase activity, acting on the CH-CH group of donors; flavin adenine dinucleotide binding. Bases 1 to 1296 code for a protein of 431 amino acids. The transcript is spliced from 2 exons.